Messenger RNA from Anguilla anguilla (European eel), 3488 nucleotides. RefSeq names its product RAD21 cohesin complex component b (gene rad21b). The coding region runs from base 185 to 2107 and encodes 640 amino acids. Gene Ontology annotation, biological process: replication-born double-strand break repair via sister chromatid exchange; synaptonemal complex assembly; mitotic sister chromatid cohesion. The record is from RefSeq and is a predicted model, not a curated record. Lineage: Eukaryota; Metazoa; Chordata; Actinopteri; Anguilliformes; Anguillidae. The transcript is spliced from 14 exons. Gene Ontology annotation, cellular component: synaptonemal complex; cohesin complex. Gene Ontology annotation, molecular function: chromatin binding; protein binding.
AAGAGGUCUUUGGGCGGGAGGAAGAGGAAAAAGGGUCGGCGCCAUCUUGUUUGUUUUAGCGGUUGAAUCAGUGGUGGGAGGAGGGGGAACAAAAAAGUGCAACAGCCGCUAAAAAAGGAAAAGGUAGCAGGAGUUACAUCGGUUUGGCGCCUCCUCUCCCAGGCUGUGAGAAGAAGCUGGGACAAUGUUCUAUGCCCACUUUGUCCUCAGCAAACGUGGGCCGCUGGCCAAAAUAUGGCUAGCGGCCCACUGGGAUAAGAAGCUCACCAAGGCGCAUGUGUUUGAGUGCAACUUGGAGAGCAGCGUGGAGAGCAUCAUCUCUCCUAAGGUGAAAAUGGCAUUACGAACAUCUGGUCACUUGCUUCUUGGUGUGGUCAGAAUCUACCACAGGAAGGCCAAGUACCUGCUAGCUGACUGUAAUGAAGCCUUCAUUAAGAUCAAGAUGGCCUUCCGUCCAGGGGUGGUUGAUCUACCGGAGGAGAACCGUGAGGCUGCCUAUAAUGCUAUCACCUUGCCAGAGGAGUUCCAUGACUUUGAUCAACCACUACCAGAUUUAGAUGACAUUGAUGUUGCACAGCAGUUCACGUUAAAUCAGAGUCGAGUGGAGGAGAUUACCAUGCGGGAGGAGGUGGCGAACCUCACCCUCCUGCAGGAGAAUGACUUCGCUGACUUUGGGAUGGAUGACCGCGAGAUGAUGCGGGAAGAGAGUGCGUUUGAGGUAGACAUCAUCCACGGCGCAUCUGCCUCCAACCUGCUGCUGGAGCCGGAGCCCGGUUCAGGACAGAUGGCGGAGAAGUCCAAUCAUCUGGAGUACGAUGACCAAUACAAAGACGACUUUGGGGACAACCACAUGGAGAGCAGUGAGGGAGGAAUGCUAGUGGACAAGCUUCUCAGCAAUGAGGAUGGGGGAGGCAUUUUUGACGACCCUCCAGCUAUCACCGAGAGUGUGAUGAUGCCCCAAGACCAUGGUGACGAUGAGGAUGACUUUGAUAACCUGUCUCCUGGGGGACCAGACAGUCCUGACUCUGGCCCUGUAGAACCACUGCCCACCAUGACAGACCAGACGGAGCAGACGACACUAGUCCACAACGAGGAGGAGGCCUUUGCCCUGGAACCCAUAGAUAUCACUGUGAAAGAGACAAAGGCCAAGAGGAAGAGGAAGCUAAUUGUGGACAGUGUGAAGGAGCUGGACAGCAAGACCAUCCGUGCACAGCUGAGUGACUACUCCGACAUUGUCACCACACUGGACCUGGCUCCACCCACCAAGAAGCUAAUGAUGUGGAAAGAGACGGGUGGAGUAGAGAAGCUCUUCUCUCUACCAGCACAGCCCCUGUGGAACAGCAGGCUUCUCAAGAUGUUCACACGCUGCUUGACGCCGCUGGUGCCAGAUGAGCUGCGUAAGAGGAAGAAGGGUGGUGAGGCUGACAGCCUGGAUGAGUUCCUGAAGGACCUGGAAAACCCAGAAGUGCCCAGAGAUGAGGUGCUGCCCCAGCAGAGAGACAUCAUUGACCAGACCAUUAUCGAGGAGCCCAGUGUAUUGCAAGCGUCGGCCAUGGAGAGCAGCAGGACCACCCUGGAUGAGUCCAUCAUGCCUCCGCCCUCCGCCCAGCGUGGAGUCAAGCGCAAGGCUCAGGACAGCGAGCCUGCCUUACCUAUGGGCGCAUUGGAGCCCCAGGCUGAGCGCUCUGCCCUGGCACAGCCACAGCUGGACAUGCCUCAGGUGGACCUGCCCCCCGAGGAGGUGUCCAGCCUCAACCAGCUCAUCCCAGAACUGGACCUGCUGGGCGAAAAGGGCAAGGAGAAGGACAAGGAUGAUGACGAGGAGGAGGAGGAAGAAGAAGGUCAGGGUGGAGACCAAGAUCAGGAAGAGAGGCGAUGGAAUAAGAGGACCCAGCAGAUGCUCCACGGCCUUCAGAGGGUGAUGGCGAAAACGGGAGCGGAGUCCAUCAGCCUGCUGGAACUGUGCAGGAACAACAACAAGAAGCAGGCAGCAGCCAAGUUCUACAGCUUCCUGGUACUAAAGAAGCAGCAGGCCAUCGAGCUCAGCCAGUCCGAGCCGUACAGCGAUAUCAUUGCUACCCCUGGACCGCGAUUCCAAAUCGUAUAGACAUGUUCUAUAUAUAUCGUUGAGUGAAUUUACACUGGCAGGUUUUAUUCUUUAAUAUUUUGUUUGUAUAUGAUGUGUUGUUGUUCUGGUUUGUGUUUUUUUUUUUUUUUUUUUAACUAUUUGUGCUGCGAGUCAUAUUGGGGUUAAAUGGACUAAAGGGUAGGUUUUUUAAAAGAUUCAUAGUUCUUGUUCUUUUAUACUGUACCCAAAAGGAGCAUGUAGUAUUGGGAAGCAAUCCUUUCAAUUAUUGAUAACUAAAUUAAUGCAAUUUGCAACCAAGUUGUUUGGAUACAUCAGUGUUUUGUCUUGAAGACAGAUUAAAUUUUGAUCAUUCUGUUUGGCCUGCUUGUUUGUCUUGCAGUGCUCUUCAUUACUCUUUUAGGCUCAACUCAAGAACAAAAGCCAUCAUUUAAGUUUAGAAAAUGUCAGUUUUCAUUUCCAGUACCCGUUGAUGGGGGGAAGAAAUCAUUGCUUCAGUUUAGAUUUUAAAUGAAGUUUAAAUAAUUUUUACUUGUACUACAUUCACUUCACAUUUUAAGAAAAACAUGCUUCAUUUUUGUUCAUUUAAGUGCAGCCCUUAUUUUAAAAAGUCACUUUCCUUGGUGUGAUUGUGACUGUCGGUGCUGAUUUCUUUAAGUUACAUUUGAACAAUUUGACAGAAUUAUGGAAAAUCUUUUUGUACAUCAUACCGCUGAGGUGUUCUCUACUACUCAGCAAGCUUAAGAACUGAAUGGCAAAAUUCUGACAAGCAUGUGAUCGACACUGCUCCAAAAAAAAAAAGUAAAAGAAGUGAAAGGCUUAGUUUUACUGCACAUGUUCUCAGUUCAUUGAAAACUAAAUGCAGAUGCCUGCUGUGUAUACAUAUCUGUCUUUUCAAAGGGGAUGACAAAAAAAAAAACUUUAUUUUUUUUAAGAUUUCAUCUAACCCAGUGCCAUGUCUCCACUGUAAAACAGAGUAAUGUGUUUGUGGUCAUUUGGCUACUUUGACCAGUGAGUGCUGGGCAUCAGAUGUUGGAGUGGGAUCUGUCAGAAUAGAACUGCGGUCAAAUAUUUAAUGCAUAUUAAGCUGUUUUUAAUAUGUAUUUGCUAGAAACUGAAUAGGCAAACAUGCAUCCCCAUUGUAUAUUUUGUUAGUCUGGCCCAUUUUACACUGUUCAGAUCAUGUUGGUUGAGCAUACUUAUUUUAACAAUGUGCCUCUAAUCUUGCAUUAUUCCUUUUGUAUAAAAAGUAAUCUUGUAGAUAUGGCUGAUUUUGAAAGUUCAGUGUGUUAAAAUAAAUGCUGGUAGUUUAAUGUUAUGCUUCUAGUUCAACACUAGUUCUAAACCCUAGCAGCUAUGUUAUGUAUAACUUUUCUAAUCAAACUGUUACUUUUCUGGCUCA